UCCCCGGUGAGUCUGGUGGCUCAUCGAUGAGUUUAACAACAGUUCAUUGAGCUCCAGCUUUUGACUUUAACUAACAGUUCGGUGAACACAAAGGCUAAAACAACGCGCCCUAAAUUCCGAAGAACAUCGUUUAAAACAGCUUUGACACGUGAGGGAAGUCACGUGAUCUGAGUGCCUCCCAGAAGGAAAUGAUACAUGCCUGAACAUGUUUUGAUGUCACAAGCUGGGCGUCUUGCUAAGGAAGAGUGAAUGUAUAAGUGUUAAUGGGUGUAACUAUUAUCAAUAUAACGACGAUUCCAGCGUCAGUAUAUUUUGUACAGAAUGGCAGCUGUGACACAGGACGUUAACAUCGCAGACCUCAGAAGAUGCGUGCAGGUUAUCCCUGCGUUAAGAAGCUGGAUCCUGGAUUACUUGUACAGACACAGGCUAUUGGAUAUUGUGAGAGGAUUCACUGCGUUUGAAGACCUUUCAAAGAUUGGUAUUCUCCAUCUUCGCAUUCUAAGCACAGACAUGUGGUGUGUGAUGAAGAGUGAAGAUGCUGAGCAUUAUCCAAAGAUUCUGGAGUUUCUUGAGUGGAGUCAUAAGGAGAACCCUGAUCUGGUCUGUUUCAGGCACUAUAUCAAAAUGUGCACAGCACUGAAAGCAAAGAUUAUAGUAAAUAUGCUUGUGAAACAGCAUAAUCUACUGAACAUCCUUAAAUCUCUCAACGAAUUCUUCCCGGAGAACGGCCUCCAGUAUGCUCAAGCUACAAGAAGAGAUAUUAAAAAAUUAAAACUUUGCUUUCAACAAUUUCGUAAGCUGGUUCUGAGAAUGAUUCGGGAUGAAAGUUUUCGCAAGCAGUACAUUGAGGUUGAUCUAGAAAAUGAAUAUGGUGAGCGGUUUACAAAUGCUUUACAGAAGUUAUUUUGGGAAUAUCUUGAAAGACUUGAAAGCGCAUUCCCUCCACCGAAGAUAGAGCAGCUCUUGACCGGUGAAAUAAGCAGUGAUUGUACCGAAGAGGAAUGUAUAUUGGCAGAAUUACUUCAAAAGCAGGCCCUCAGUGUUCCUGACAUGUUACAACGGCUUCUGCAGUGUAUCGUGGAGCAAGACUGUUCACAGGAAUUGGUUCCAGCCAGCAGCCAUGACAAUUGUGAACCAAACCUGAUAGCAUCCAGUUUGGAAGCAUCUUUAUAUCAAGAAAGUAACUGCUUGGAGAGGGAAGGAGGAUGUGAGAAAGAUCAUAGAGAACAGAUGAAUGUAUGUGAAGACAACAGUGGACUGAUGGAAACCAAUGAUAGAAAUGGAACCAUUUUAGGAGCCAUUUCUGAUCUACAAAUGAAACAGAGGGGCAAAAAACAGGCAGCUGUGAAACAACCAAAUAGACAUGUCUCUCAGAGAGAAAAUAAUGUUUGUGUAGAUAUACUAGUGUUACCAAAUAAAACAAAGAGUUCACUGGUAAAUGGAAUCAUGCCACAGGGAACUGAAACACUCCAAGUAGGGACAUCUCUAGUUUAUGGAAAAGAAAUUGAACAACUCAGUGAAGAUGUUGAGGUUGGCGAGAAUUUGCAUGAAACCACCACAUCAGUGCUUGAAGAUGUGUCUUAUAAUGACAGCCAUGACCAGGAUGAAGAGAGCAUGGAUGUGAUAUGUCUUGGAGAUUUUGAUGUAACAUCGCUUGAGGAUUGCUCGCAGGGAAGAACUAAUACAGAUGCUUCCUUAGCUAAUAACUUUUGUAAGCCAGACGGUCCUAGAGUGGAGUCAGAUGCUUACUCUACCGCACCAGUGUUUUCUGCUCUGAGAAUGGAUUCUACCUCCUUUGAAGAAUCUGAAGAAAACAUGUCUCCACCUGACCCUUUCCAGUCCCAGAAACAAAGCCAGUUAGAGAAAGCCAUGGACCCAGUGCCUUUAUAUCAUUACAAUAGAAAUGUCUUGAGUGAACCAAAUGAGUACCAGUUAGAUACAGACCAUAUACCUUACCAGCCAGGUGAAAGAUGUGGACACCGGAACGGCACCUGGACUGUAUCGGUUGGAGUUGUUGAGCAGCUACGAGUCAAAAUGCACCAAGGUGGUGAUGCUGGAAAAUUUCUGACUGACUGCAUGCUGUGUUCAGAAGAAAGCCGAGAAAACAUAUGCAGCCGUGGCAGACGGACAGAUAUACAAAGCGUAGACUCUCUUCCAAAUCAGACCUCUGCCAAGAUGAUUUCACCACUAAUUUCGGGUUUAACCAGGAAAUGUCAACCCAAUGGAGAGAAACAAAGUGAGAGCAUGGUUUCCACUCAGACUCUAAAUUCUGUUCAUUGCAUAAAUGGUAUUGUGGCCAAACAAGACAAAGGGGUUAAGUUAUCAAUGGAAUGCCAAAAGCAUCUUUCACACUCUCCCAACCUCCAGCCUGUUGUCCUUCUCUCCAGGUUGGUUUUAGAUGAAGAUCUGAACCGGUCUCUUGCUAGAGAGGCAUUUGAUGCUAAUUCUUGCACCUCAAGUGCUGGAUGUUUGCAUUGGGCUGGUUCCUCCACCUUGGGUCCUGACACUGUAAGAAACCCGACCAAAGCACAAAUCAAAGAAGAUAGCAAUGAUCAGGAAUCAGCAGAAAAUUCCUUUGUGAGCACAUAUACUUCUACAAGUGAAUCCUGUUACACAGACCUCAGUGAUUUUGAGUACAUUCCGUAGUGUUCCCCUAAAAUCAGAGGCACAGUGAAACUGCACCGUGAUGAACAUGGUAGAUUUAUUUCAUUAUAGAAGGACCAUAAUAAUUGGCUCCUGUCCCAAAGAAACAAAAGCUGAAGAGGUAAGAAUACACAGAACCUUCAUAAGGCAAGAGAAUAGUAUAAUGGUUUAUUUCAUAAAUUACCAAAAAAAGUUAGAAGGAACAUAUAUGAGUAGCUAAUGUGUGUUGUACUUGUUGUAUUAUUAUUAUUAUUAUUAUUAUUAUUAUUAUUAUUAUUAACUGGAUACAGUUUUCAAACUAAAGUAGUUAAGCAUCCUUAUGAGGGAAGCUUAUAUUGUUAUUCUGCUGCUGGCACAGUCACUCCUAAUAUUGCGUUAACCAUUUGAGAUUUAGUUUCAAUGUUACAGAAACUUCUUGGGGAAAAUCUAUUGGCACCCUUCACUUUUUUUUCCUAAAUAUCUGACAUGGUCAUUUGACUUUAUUAUUUCCAGAUUAUCAAAGUAAUUCACUGAAAUGUUCCUGCUUUAACCUGGUACAGGUGAAUGAGACUGGAUAUUGUUUUUCUCCUGAAAGGAACACUCUGUCCAGCACAGCUUUUAUCUCUCCUCUAUUUUGAUUUUGAAACUGUAACUUACGAGGUAUCUUUUUGUUCUCAUCCAGGUUACACAAUGUUUUGAAGUUGAACAUUGGGGAUGCCUCCUUUCCUUUAUCCUAUCAGGCACUUUUAAGAGCUGUUUCAUUUUGCACGUUCAGAAGAACAAAUAUUUAAAUAAUCAGUUGUAAAUGUUUGAAAGUGUCCAAAUACCUGUGACGCAUGUAAGCAGGAGAAAUGAACAGCUACAGUUAAUGUGAAACACAAAUACUAUGUAUCAGAUUACUGAGUUCUUAACAACCCAUUACAGCCUUUAUGUAGAGAACCAAAAAAAGAGAUCUGGGAAAUAAUAACUGACACGGCUUUUUAUCAGUAAAACAUGUUACAGUGUUACAGUUUCUGUUUGAAAAAUAAAAUAGCAAUUUAUGUUAUUUAUAUAAUAAUAUAGAUGGUUUGAUUAAGAAUAUACUUUGCAUAAUUAUAAUUUAAAUGUUUUUCUUAUUUUGGACCUCAAUAGCAUGGAUAGCUUUAUUUUAACCUUUUUUUCUGUUGUGUUUGAACAGUUGACCAACAGAGAGCAGGGUAUUACUUGCAGAGCAAAGUGAAUACUAUUGGAGUUGUGCAACCAGUGAUGUGUUUUGUUGUGGUGGGGGUGCAGGGUGAAGAUGUUUGUGAAUAUGAAGAGCAGUUUACAAGUGCUUUAGAAAAGUUAUUUUGGGAAUAUCUUGAAAGCAUAUUCCCUCCACCAAACAUAGAGCAGGUAAUGAAUACAAGACAUUAAAUCCACGGGGUGGGAUCUGGCUCAGUUGGGGGCAUUAUUUCAAAAUGAUAGACAUGUAGCAUUAUGUCUAUAAAAAACAGUAAUGUUGAUGAAUAUCAGAAAAAAAAAUCUUAUUAACUGUAAUUGCAAACAGUGCAGGUGUGAGCAAAAAUAAAAUGGGUUCAUGUUUCAAUUUGUUUUCAAGACUUUUUUUUUAUUUAUGAACAAACAAAGAUACAACUGUUCAGUACAUUAAAGCCUUUUGGUGACUUUCACGCAAUAUGAAUUGCUCUUGUAAUGCUGAAAUGCGCAUAUCCCGAUUACCCAUAAUUCUAUAGUUACUGAUUCUUGCCACUUAACUCGAAAGCUACUUGGAUUUAAAUUAUAUAUCUUUUUUUUUUUUAAAUACAUUUUUUUCUUUUAAAUAUUGAACAUAUACUUGGGGAAUGUCGCCAAAAGGCUUUUUUGGGCAAGCUGCUUACCUGGGGGAUUGUAUGUUAAAUAUUUUUUGUUUGUUUCAUUGUGAAUGUAAUAUGUUUCCCUAUAUGCUUCCUACAUCUAGAGAUCACAUGUAUUGAGAUAUACAGCACAAAGCAGUGUUACCCAGCCCGAGAGGGACAACCCUAAUCCUUCUGUUUUGAGAUUUUUGUUCAGAAUAUAAAUGUUUUUUGUAAUGUUUUAAGUCAUUUGAAUAUUCCCAUUCAAAAAGAGCUUAUGAGUUAGUUGUGAUUGUGUUUACUAUAUUAAAAUUAAGUCAUGGCCUAAUAUUUUUACUGGUGAUAUUCUUUAGUAUUUAUUUAAUAUAUUAUUUUAGUUGUAUGUUCAUUGUUACCAAUCAUUGUUUUAAGCUAUAUUUUUGAAUAUAUACCUGUAUACAAUGUGUAUGCCUUCAAAAAUGUAAGUAUUUGCAGAAAUGUUAAAGUGUUUUUAAUAAAGUGUUCAUGAAAAUAAAUAA
Acipenser ruthenus (sterlet) is the source of this 4951-nucleotide messenger RNA. RefSeq lists its product as uncharacterized. The coding region runs from base 322 to 2646 and encodes 774 amino acids. Lineage: Eukaryota; Metazoa; Chordata; Actinopteri; Acipenseriformes; Acipenseridae. The record is from RefSeq and is a predicted model, not a curated record. Gene Ontology annotation, molecular function: telomeric repeat DNA binding. The transcript has 7 exons. Gene Ontology annotation, biological process: regulation of telomere maintenance via telomere lengthening; telomere capping. Gene Ontology annotation, cellular component: shelterin complex.